Messenger RNA from Alternaria burnsii, 2154 nucleotides. RefSeq lists its product as uncharacterized. The record is from RefSeq and is a predicted model, not a curated record. Bases 1 to 2154 code for a protein of 717 amino acids. NCBI's taxonomy places the organism in Eukaryota, Fungi, Ascomycota, Dothideomycetes, Pleosporales, Pleosporaceae. The transcript is spliced from 2 exons.
AUGGCGGAAGUCAGCCGCAAGCGCGCACCAGAGAGCGAUGGCGCUGCGACUAUGCGCAAAAAAUUGAGGCCCUCGGAGCUCCCGCUUUCGCAGGCGAAACGAUCAGCUAUCGACAGCCUCGUGCACAUGUUUCGCAAGAAGGGCGCAUACGACGAUAUACGCAGAGACCUGAUGAAGCAAUACGUGUCAGGGCCUGCCAAAGAUGAACUGCAAGCCGCGCUCAAGGAGCUCGUCGAUCGCGAAACGGACCGCAAUCCCUCUCUACUGUCCAAAGAUCCCCGAAUGGCAACCACGCUUAUAGAAGGCGCUGGUGAGCGCAGCGACAUCUAUGGCAACAUCAUGAACACAGUCAAUACUCUGUUGGAUAAAUUAAUAGACGAGCAUGGAGUGCCAAAGAUGCGCGAGUACCGCAUUCAGGAGAUUGGUGCCGAAGCAGCCGCCGAGGAGGAACAGCGAGGUAGCAAGAGCGAAGAAGAGUGGGCUCAAGAGGCAGAAGCUCGCAGAGAGAAGCGAGAGGCCAAACGAGAGAAGGAGCUGGAGGCAGAGCGCGAGAGAGAGCGCGAGGAGAAGGCAAAGAGGGAAGAGCGCAAGCGCCGCGAGAAGGAAGAAGACGAAGCCCGUGAGAGAGAACGACAAGCGGAGAAGGAGCGGAGACGCAAGGAGCGGGAAGAGCGCGACAAGGAAGACGAGGAGCGCCGUCGCAAAGACCGAGAGAGGAUUGACAAAGAGAGAGAAGAAGAGCGCCUGCGCCUCAAAAAGGAGCGAGAGGAACACGAGAAGAGCCGAGAGGCCCGUCUCAAGAAGAUCCGCGAAGAAGAUGCCGAGCGAGAGCGUCGCAUACAAGAGGAGCUUGACCGAGAUCGAGGUGGGCGCCAUCGUGGUGGCCGUGGCCGUGGCCGUAGUCGUAGCAGGACUCCCGAGCGCGAUAGGGAUCGUCGUGGACGAGACAGGAGCAGGCGAAGGAGCAGGACAAGAAGCAGAUCACCCGAACGCCGUUCAUCUAUCAAGCCUGAAAACAUCAAAGACAUCAAGGUGGACGACGACUUGGCAUUGCAACUUCUACUACAGGAGAGCGAGCAAAUGAAGAAAUCACGACAGCGACCUGUCCUUGAGCGGUCCGAAUCUCUCGAACCUCCUAUGCGGAAGGCGCAACCUCCCAAGUCAAUUGUUCCUCGUGAUCCUCGACUGGCCAGGCUCGACAGCAAACCCGCCUCACCCUCGCAACGGUCACCGAGCAAAGACGAAGAUGUCACCAUGACAGACGCGCCAUCAGCAGCGGAAUCAGCCAAGGCCAGAUGGGACAAGCCGCCCGAGCUGCCCUCGAAGCGAGGUCGUUCAAGAUCCCGCAGCAUCGCACGCAGCACCAGAAAGCGCAGCAGAACACGGUCGCACUCGCGCAGCAGCCGCCUCGACAGAGACCGACGUUCUUCCCGCUAUGAAGAUGACCGCCGUUCCCGCCGCGACGACGACAGACACUCUUACCGUCCGUCCCGCCGCGACGACCGAGACGACAAACUCUCGCGUCGCGACAGUCGGAGCCGCUCACGCGAAACCCACACCUCACGUCGUAAAUCACGCUACGGCACACGCAGUCCCUCGCCGGCUCGCGACGAGCGGCGGAGAGACCGGGAACGCUCCCGUUCGAGGGGUGCAAGACGGGAGCGCUCCAGGAGCCCUGUACCUGCGCGCCGCCGCAAUCGCUCGCGCUCCAGGAGUCCGGAGAAUAUCGAUCGCUAUGUCCCUGGCGGUGGGGGCGCUGCGGGCGGUAGUGCAAGGAAGCCACGCGACGAUAGUCGGGACCGUGAGCGUGACCGCAAGCGCGAUGACAGUCGUCCUCCUCCGCGUAAGAGGGAUGAUAGUCGGGAUCGUGGUGGACGUGGGUAUCGGACGAGGGACUAUGAUCGCUGGGAUGGAGGGAGAGAUAGGGAUAGGGAUAGGGGCAGUAGGAGACUGGAGAGUGAUUGCUACCAACCUGGUGGUGCCUCUGCUUCUGGUGCUGAUGCUGAGGACAAGGAGCGAGAUCGCGAUCGUAAGCCUAGAGAGAGGAGUCGCGAAAGGAGUAGGGAGAGGAGUAGGGAUAGGGGGCGUGAUGAUAGGGAGAGGCGUAGACGGAGGAGUCGCUCGAGGAGUCGUAGUCGGGAUCGACGGCGUUGA